AUGCUUACAUCAAAUAUUUUAAAAGGUGUAACAAAAGGUUUUCCAUUGAAAAUCAAAGCUGUGAAGGUGGAAAAUGUUUCAGUGGAUUAUAAUCGUGAUUUUGUAGCUCGUAUUCUACAACGUAUUGAAUAUGGUGCAUUACAAUCAGCUGUUAAAGAUCUUGGUUUGAAUGAAUCAUUGCCAGAGACAAUGUCGGAUGCAAUGCAACAAGAUGAUGAAUUUCUUAAAUUAAUGCAUAAAGUUUUACUUGAAUAUGAAAUUGAAGAAGGUGAACUUAUAUGUCCAGAAACAGGUAGAAAAUUUCCAAUCUCCAAAGGUAUACCGAAUAUGUUAUUACAAGAAACAGAAGUAUCAUAA
This is a messenger RNA of Adineta steineri, 357 nucleotides long. Lineage: Eukaryota; Metazoa; Rotifera; Eurotatoria; Adinetida; Adinetidae. The record is from the annotation of a GenBank genome assembly.